Molecule: messenger RNA, 930 nt
Organism: Lachancea sp. 'fantastica'
Lineage: Eukaryota; Fungi; Ascomycota; Saccharomycetes; Saccharomycetales; Saccharomycetaceae
Source: the annotation of a GenBank genome assembly
AUGGGUUUUCAAAUUGAAUCACAGAUCGCCAGCUGUGGCGGAAAGCUUCUGAAGCUCAAGCAUGAAUCUACAACAACCGGCACUUCCAUGAACGUUAACGUCUAUUUGCCUCAACAAUACUACAACCAGCCUCAACAAUACUACAACCAGAAAGCUGAUAAGAUUCCAGCGGUCUACUAUCUAUCGGGACUAUCCUGCACUCCUCAAAACGCUUCAGAAAAAGCAUUUUGGCAACCGCAGGCCGAUAAAUAUGGGUUUGCAGUUGUGUUUCCAGACACUUCACCUCGUGGAGAAGAUGUUCCUGACGAUCCAGAAAACGGUUGGGACUUUGGUCUGUCCGCCGGAUUCUAUGUUGACGCCACUCAGGGCCCAUACGACAAAAACUACAGGAUGUACAGCUAUGUUCACGAUGAGCUCCCAAACAAGUUGGAGGAAUUUUUCAAAAGCACCGGUUCUGAAAAUGGCUCCACAGUAGACUUCCUAAACAACGUUGCAAUCACUGGACAUUCCAUGGGUGGAUUCGGAGCAAUCUCAGGAUACUUGAGACAAUAUGCAAGUCCGAGGAAAUAUAGAUCAUGCUCUGCUUUUGCACCCAUUGUCAAUCCAUCUCAAGUUCCAUGGGGUAUUAAAGCUUUUGGUAGUUACCUGGGCCAUGAAAGAGCUCAAUGGGAAAAGUAUGAUCCUUCCGACUUGGUCAAACUUGUAACGAAUAAUGGAAACGACAAGAUCUUGAUUCAUCAGGGAACGAAUGAUCCUUUUUACAAAGACCAACUGAAACCUCAAUUAUUACUUGAGGCCGCCAAGGGUACUUCGUGGGAAGAUAAGUUUGAUCUGAAUCUCGUCGAUGGUUUCGACCAUUCUUAUUACUUUGUGAGCAGCUUUGUUCCUCAACAUGCCGAAUUCCACGCCAAAAACUUAGGUCUUAUUUAA